Molecule: messenger RNA, 2142 nt
Organism: Clonostachys solani
Lineage: Eukaryota; Fungi; Ascomycota; Sordariomycetes; Hypocreales; Bionectriaceae
Source: the annotation of a GenBank genome assembly
AUGCAAGAAUGCGUUUGCAGUACGGUUGGGAGGCUGUCUAAUUAUUUCGAUGAGACUCGAACAGCGGAAUUGGUAUCAGCUCUCAACAAGCAUCUGGAACAACUUCGGACGCUCCUGGCUCAGUCUAAAUCUCUUUCCCGAGAUGUUCAAUAUCAAAUCAUACCAAACAAUCUACGAACAUCCAAGGUUUUAUCCAUCCAAUCAAUUGACUUCUCGCCAAUAAAUCGAGUCCACGAAAGGUUUGCUGGAGACCCUGAUUCAUUCUGGGAACAUUCUGAGGAUCCCGCCCAUGUUGAGCUACGACGACGGCUCAUCUGUGUGAUUCUUUUCCUCAGGUCAAAGCUGGAAUCCACAGCGGCGGUGCCACCUCGGAUCGCGAGACUUUUGCAAGGGCAAAAAUCUUACACGGAGCUGAAAAAUGCCGGGCGGAAAUACAUCACAAUCGGGCGCAAGCUUGGAGGCAUCGGAUGCUUGUUUUGGCUUCCCCUUGAUGUCCCUCCUUCGACUGAGUUCUGCCGGCAUCGCUCUUACAUGUCUAACUCGGCUACAGACCCACCUACUUUAUGUUCUUGCCUAAAUCUUUCCGUCUCAUACAAUGAGUUUCUUUCGGGCGAAAACCAGCUGUUGCUGUUUCUGUAUGCAUUAGGCGGCACUGAUAUUCCAGACCUACUUCUAAGCAGUGUGGAAUUCCCACAGAGGCGAUGGACUGCCGACGGGGAGAUAGAAGAAAUCACAGCCUCGGGGUUGAAUGUUCCCCCUGAACUAGUGAAUAUUCUCUCGGACAGGGGGAGGUCCAAUGAUCUAAUGGACAACCCAAACGUGACGCAUCAGCUCUUGGAUGAUGGGACAGUCACAUGCUUCGUUUUCCCAAUGCUUACUUCCUCAGACAAUAACUCAUCUGGGGGAUAUGGCACUCAAGCUCAUAUGCUUGGCUUGCCCCCCAUGCUACGAAGGCAAUACAAAUUGAAAUCAAUGUGGCAAGUGUUUGAAAAGAUGAUCGGAAGGUACACUGUAUCUCCGUUACUAAGAUCACAAGUCCUUGAGGCAAUCCUCUUCUUCUGCGAGAGAGACUCCGUGAUGAUCCGUCGUGUUGCUGUCGAGCAGGCCAGGUCACUCUUGAAGAAAUCAAUGCCGUACUACCUUCAUGCCUCGGUAGUGCUUUUUCAAAGCAUUCUCUAUCGCAUUGACGGAGAUCUUGCCAAAGCCGAGGCGCGGAUACGAGACUUCAUGUGGCGGGGUCCGUCGGUUGCUACGCGGCGUGACCACGCACUCCUGGGGCGUCUUCAUAUUUCUCUGAUUGAGAACAAAAUUAAGUGCUAUGAUAGCGAUGUGCCUUCAUUUAUCUACAAAUGGGAGCCGAAACAGCCGUUAUCCACGUUGGAGAUAGAGGUGACGUCCAGGCUUCAGACUGCCGCAUCACGCUUCUUCCAAUCCGUUGGUGACUUUGGUGCCGCAAGAAUCUCGUUGGAGCAGUUUCUGUCCCUGAAUACAACCAAGCCAAUACGUUCUGGGACACGACAUAUCAUAGCUGGAAGAUUGGCAGACAUGCAUUGUGAAAUGAAGGAAUACUCCCAGGCAAUGCAUCUUGUUCAAGCGGAACUCAACAGCGUCGACGACAGCGAACGACAGCGCCGCUCAUUUCGACGUUUGCUGCUAGCCUCAGCGGAAGCCAAUAUUGGACUGAACAGGCUGGAUGUGGCGGAAGCAUUGCUCGAGGAACUCUACAGCACCGUGCCGCCUAAGUUGGAUGACCUCCACGACCAGCAGCUCCAUAUGCGGCACCUGCUAGCCGAAGCACGAGUGGCCCACAUGCGGCCUGACACCGAAGAGGCCAUAUCACGAUGGAAGUUUGCUCUACAGGAGGUUGAGCGGAUGCACACGCUCAAGUCGAGGCGUGGAUUCAUAGCAGCCAUCAUAUACCUGUCCAUGGCUCACGCUCAGCUGAGUAUCGGGGACAGAGACAGCGGUCGGCACUCCUGGGCCAUGGGGGUAGAGAUUCUAAGAAGCGAGAUUUGCGAGUUCUGGAUUCCCGUUGUGCCAACCAUAUGGCUGCCCUGGGUGGUGAUGGAAAUUCACGUGUUGCAAGGCUGGUCGUUCCGCAUGGCACUGCCUGGCGGGAAACCGGAUAUUACAUACCCGUGA